Penicillium antarcticum is the source of this 879-nucleotide messenger RNA. RefSeq names its product lipase family protein. The transcript has 3 exons. The record is from RefSeq and is a predicted model, not a curated record. Gene Ontology annotation, biological process: lipid catabolic process. Lineage: Eukaryota; Fungi; Ascomycota; Eurotiomycetes; Eurotiales; Aspergillaceae. Bases 1 to 879 code for a protein of 292 amino acids.
AUGACCCUUUUUGCAUCACCUAUACAGCUAUCACGCCGAGAUAUCUCCUCUGAGCUACUGGAUGACUUCAAACUGUUUGCCCAAUUCGCAGCAUUAGCCGCCUGUGACCAGAACAUCAACUCCACUGGCAAUAAGCUGACUUGCGAUUAUGGACUUUGCGGACUCGUAGAGGCCGACGAUACUGAGACUAUCGAUGCCUUCCACAACAGUACCGCUGCUACAGGCUACGUAGCCUUGGAUCACACCAAGAAGCUGAUCCUUCUUACCUUCCGUGGGACCAUAACUAAGCACGAUGGAGACACCGACUUCCAAUUUUUAUACACUUCUAUUGAGGAUGUUUGUCCUGGAUGCAAGGCUCACUCGGGAUUCUGGACUUACUGGAAGAGUGCAGAAGAGCGUGCCAUUGUCCAGCUUCAGAAAGCUACCAAGUCGCACCCAGACUAUGGCGUGGCUGUAGUUGGACAUAGUCUUGGUGGCGCUGUUGCGACUCUUGCAGGGACUGUUCUCCGCCAGAAGGGGUUUACUUUGGAUAUUUGGACGUUCGGCGGACCGAAAGUCGGAAACAAAAAAUUGGCCGAGUUCAUUACCAACCAAAGAGCUCCAGUGAGCGUAUAUCGUGCCACCCAUGCCUCAGAUAUAGUGCCGAGACUGCCACUCACUGGGAUCAUAUUUGAUUACAGCCAACCUUCUCCAGAAUACUGGAUCAAUCAACCAACUGGCGAUCAGGUCACCACUGACGUUGUUAAAUAUAUUGAAGGGAUCAACAGCAUUGAGGGCAAUGCCGGCCAGAGUGGGAUUCGCUGGCCUGAUCCAAACCACGGAUGGUAUUUUGGGAACAUGAGCAUCUGUCUCCCCCCUGCUGAUAAACCUGCGGACUAA